AUGGCGGGUAACAAUCCAGUCUUUGCUGUCACCGUCUUCUUCAUUUGCUUUCGAGAAUGUCUCGAGACAACCGUCGUUGUCUCAGUUCUGCUCGCCUUCUUGAAGCAAACAUUGGGAGGUGAAGAAGAUAAAACCACUUACAAAAGGCUUGUCAAACAAGUCUGGCUAGGAUGUGGUAUAGGUCUACUCAUCUGUCUCGCUGUGGGUUGCGGUAUGAUUGGUGCUUUCUAUGGCCUCGGAACCAAUAGCUUUUCACAGACGGAAGACAUCUGGGAAGGCGUGCUCGGAAUUCUUGCCUCUGUGAUUAUCACUAUCAUGGGCGCGGCGUUGCUUCGCGUUUCUAAGCUGCAGGACAAAUGGCGCGUCAAGCUUGCAAAGGCUCUUGCACCUGAAAGCGAUGAGCCUAAUCUAACGCGCAAGGGUCGUUUCAAGCGCUGGCUAGAGAAAUACGCCAUGUUCACACUUCCUUUUAUCACCGUCUUGCGCGAGGGCCUGGAAGCCGUUGUCUACGUUGGUGGUGUUGGCCUUGCGCUUCCAGCAUCUUCUUUCCCGCUGGCUGUGUUCUGCGGUCUGGCAGCCGGUGCUUUUAUCGGUUAUCUGAUCUAUAGGGGUGGACGAGAGACAUCCAUGCAGAUCUUCCUUAUCAUCUCAACUUGUUUUCUUUACCUUGUCGCCGGUGGUCUAUUCUCGCGCGGAAUUUGGUUCUUCCAAAAUAACACAUGGAACAAGCUGGUUGGUGGUGAUACCUCCGAGACCGGUUCCGGGGCAGGAUCCUACGACAUCCGACAGAGCGUCUGGCAUGUCAAUUGCUGCAAUCCCCAACUGGGCGGUGGUGGUGGAUGGGGUAUCUUCAAUGCGCUGCUGGGUUGGACCAACUCGGCUACUCUUGGAUCGGUGAUCGGAUACAACCUAUACUGGAUUUGCGUGAUGGUCGCUUAUGCCUGCAUGAUGUAUCGCGAGCGUCGGGGUCAUCUACCAUACAUUGACCCUGCUAUGCAAAAGAUAGCAGGCGCCAAAGCUCGAGGCAAAGCAUUCGUCCUCCGACGACCUUACGAGCCUUACACGGACGACGUUGAACCUGCCGUAGCCAGUGGGGCUGUUUCUAGCAGCAUCUUGGCUCGAGAGAAGAAUGCGGAUGCAGAGGUUUCCACCACUGCAAAGCAAGUCGAGGCUUGA
Molecule: messenger RNA, 1176 nt
Organism: Penicillium manginii
Lineage: Eukaryota; Fungi; Ascomycota; Eurotiomycetes; Eurotiales; Aspergillaceae
Product: FTR1 family protein
Exons: 3
Coding region: 1-1176 (391 amino acids)
Biological process (GO): iron ion transmembrane transport
Cellular component (GO): high-affinity iron permease complex; plasma membrane
Molecular function (GO): ferrous iron transmembrane transporter activity
Source: RefSeq, a predicted model, not a curated record